Scaptodrosophila lebanonensis is the source of this 908-nucleotide messenger RNA. Its product is annotated as translocon-associated protein subunit gamma. Gene Ontology annotation, cellular component: membrane; endoplasmic reticulum. NCBI's taxonomy places the organism in Eukaryota, Metazoa, Arthropoda, Insecta, Diptera, Drosophilidae. Bases 91 to 663 code for a protein of 190 amino acids. The transcript is spliced from 2 exons. Gene Ontology annotation, biological process: SRP-dependent cotranslational protein targeting to membrane. The record is from RefSeq and is a predicted model, not a curated record.
UGCAUUCGUGUAACGCUUCUCAUCGCUGUUUGACUGCGUUUGGGCGACUUUCACUUAGGUUUUCUCCCUUUUAUUAAAUAAAACACAAAAAUGGGCUCUGGAAAGCAACAAAAAGUGCAAUCAUCCGGCUUCACCAAGGAGGAAGAGUUGCUGCUGCAGGACUUCAGUCGCAAUGUGAGCACAAAAUCGUCGGCGCUCUUCUUCGGCAAUGCCUUCAUUGUCUCGGCGGUGCCUAUUUGGCUUUUCUGGCGCAUACACAACAUGGACUUAUGGCCCAGCUCCAUACUGUUUUUGCUUGUGACUGCUGCUAGUACUUACUUGAUGGCCACCGCAUACAAGAACAUCAAGUUCCAGCUAAAGCACAAGAUUGCUAUGCGUCGCGAGGAGGCAGUGACGCGGGAGGUGAACCGUCAGCUAGGUGACGACAAGAAGAUCACUCGCAAGGAGAAAGAUGAGCGUAUCUUGUGGAAGAAGAACGAAGUGGCCGACUACGAGGCGACCACGUACUCUAUUUUCUAUAACAAUGCCCUCUACUUGGCCAUCAUCAUCUUCAUCAGUUUCUUCUUGCUGAAGAACUCAACGCCUUUUGUGAACUACAUUUUUUCCGUUGGAGUGGCAAGCGGUGCCUUGGCGUUGUUCUCCACCAGCGCCCAAACGAACUGAGCCCAGGCCACAAUAAUCUUUCCAUUUAAUGUUAGAUCCCUUAAGAGAUUUUAAAUUCGAGCAAAACUUUCGUUCAUCUUGUUUGACAAAGUUCAUAGAGCGAUACAUAAUGCAGAGUGCCCCGUGAACUUAGAAUGCAUUUCCGCAAUGUGAACAAAUAUGAAACUUGUAUUUGUAAUUGUCUUUCUUGUAGAAAGCUAAUAAACUUCCAUUAAAAAUGCUCUAAUAGUACAAGAAGCAAUAAA